Messenger RNA from Dreissena polymorpha, 664 nucleotides. RefSeq lists its product as uncharacterized. Bases 2 to 664 code for a protein of 220 amino acids. The record is from RefSeq and is a predicted model, not a curated record. The transcript has 2 exons. Lineage: Eukaryota; Metazoa; Mollusca; Bivalvia; Myida; Dreissenidae.
AAUGAUGGGGUACAAUCAAACUUGUAAUGCCAUGAGCCGAUUUGUUUUGGAUCAUACGGAAACGAUGAAUACAUCGGGGAUCAGCCAAGACAACAACAUUACUAGCCAAAGUGAAAUGAUCACCAAUAUGUAUACAUUAGAGACUACACGGUUUGCAGUACAGAAGAUUCUAGUACCUAUACUUACCACCCUUGGUCUUGUAGGAAAUGCAAUUAGUAUUUGCGUUUUGACUCAUAAAUCAAUGGUUUCCUCCACAAACUGCAACGUGGUGAAUCUGCUAAUACUUGUCAAUUCAUCAAUGAAUUUCAUGUUGUACUCAGCCAUGAGCACAAAGUUUCGAAGAGUGUUUAUGCGAAUGUUCUGUUACUGUGAUCGCAACGGUAUUGACCACUUUAGUAAAACAGAACUCAGCUUCUACAAAGGACAAUCGAUGCGUGGGUCACAAAUACCAUUCAGGUUCCGAUCACAUCGUGCUACAAAGGGAAAAAAGGAAGAUGGCAUACACACAUAUCAGCAUCGAACAAGAAGAAAUAAUAACACUUGUAAUAGACACAACUUAACAAACAAAACAAGAACAUUUGUAACGGAGCACAAAGGUUCAUUGUCUAUAUCAAGUUCUCCAAAGAACUCCUCUCGGAACAGCCAAUAUUAUGAGAAGAGCUAA